Messenger RNA from Parascedosporium putredinis, 633 nucleotides. Lineage: Eukaryota; Fungi; Ascomycota; Sordariomycetes; Microascales; Microascaceae. The record is from the annotation of a GenBank genome assembly.
AUGGCAAAGCCACGGCCUCCUCUCGUCAUUCCUGAGACCACCUUUACCCCGCCCUCCCGCUCCAAUAGCCUCAGGGUUAGCGGUGGAAGCAGCAGGCCGCGUCUCAAGGUACAAAUUCCUGGUGAUGGCGAUUCUGAAAAUGGGGGUAGCGCAACAGCGGACUCUACAUCACCGCGCAAUCUCACCGAUUCGACAUCCCAAGCGACGCGCCCGGCGCUGCAGGUUCUUCCUCCUCCAUCGCCGUCUGCCUCUGCUUUGCUCUCAGCCGGCGCGACGGGGCCGCCUAAUCCGUUCGCACGACCUCAUCCGCCACAGAACAAUGGUGGCAUGAAUAUUGAUACGCCAGUGUCUGCGCUACCCUCUCGAUUUCUCAACAACGAAUUCCUGCCCAGUCCCAGUAGCUUCUAUCCCAACUGGGACUUUAGAGGGAGUGACAGCAAUACCCUGCCGAGCCCUCUAAACUUUGCCACUCCCGUCGUCGGUUCCGGGCCUUCCUUCCUAAGGGACGAGACCUCGACGGGUAUCGAAAACGGAAGAGUCCAGAAGCACCUGCAAGCGGCGUUCCGGACACACCAGAUCAUAAUCAAGAGCCGAAACGGAUCAAGCUUGUUUUUGUUGGUUGAUGACUUCUAG